UCUGUCGUAUUUUGCUGAAAAUAAACCUGAAUGUUAGCUACGCGUUGCUAUAUAAAACGAAACGCAUAUUUCUGUCUAAAUUACCAUUUAAAUAACAUUGUAUAAAUCGAGUUUUUAUACACUAUAGUUGCUGAUUCCUGACACGGUUUUAUUAAGAUAAAGCAAUGCAAUAAUUUGCAUCUAACAUAGAUAACAGUUAGACUAUGGUUAAAACGUUAGCUAGCUUACAUUGUAUUUAACAGUUUGUGCUACCUGAAUAAUCGUAGCUGGCGAGUGAUGUUGCAGUAAACGUUACAUAGAAUAUCCAAAAUGUAAGCAUGAGCUAGUUCACCGACUGAAACGUAAUAUUUCAGAAUAUUUUGGAGUUAUUUGUGUAGCGAAGAUAGCCACCUAGGAGCUGUUGCAGAGAGUUCAGAAUGACUAACGAAGAGCCUCUUCCUAAAAAGGUUCGCCUUAGUGAGUCAGAUCUGAAGAGCUUGACCCGAGAAGAGCUUUGCGUGCGGUGGAAACAGCACGACGCAUAUGUCCAGGUCCUUGAGGCAAAAUAUGCUGAUUUAAAUUCGAACGACGUGACCAGCCUGAAGGAGUCUGAGGAGAAGCUGAAGCAGCAGCAGCAGGAGUCUGCCCGCAGGGAGAACAUCCUGGUGAUGCGCCUCGCCACCAAGGAGCAGGAGAUGCAGGAGUGCACCACUCAGAUCCAGUAUCUCAAGCAAGUCCAACAGCCCAGCACUGCUCAGCUGCGAACGUCCAUGGUGGACCCGUCCAUCAACUUGUUUUUCCUUAAAAUGAAGAACGAACUGGAACAGACUAAAGACAAACUGGAGCAGGCCCAAAAUGAACUGAGUGCCUGGAAGUUUACUCCUGAUAGUCAGACGGGGAAGAAGCUGAUGGCGAAGUGCCGCAUGCUGAUCCAGGAGAACCAGGAGCUGGGCCGGCAGCUCUCCCAGGGCCGCAUCGCCCAGCUGGAGGCCGAGCUGGCCCUGCAGAAGAAGUACAGCGAGGAGCUCAAGAGCAGCCAGGACGAGCUUAACGACUUCAUCAUCCAGCUGGACGAGGAGGUGGAGGGCAUGCAGAGCACCAUCCUGGUGCUGCAGCAGCAGCUGAAGGAGAGCCGGCAGCAGCUGUCCCAGCAGGGCCCCGGCCCCGGCCGAACGUCCCCCCUCCCGGGGCCGCCCGCCCCGGAGCCCGCCGGGAAGGAGGGCGCGCGCGUGGCCAACGGACCCAGCAACGGCAACCCCGCCCAGAGGACGUACCGCCCGCCCUGCAGCGCCGACGAGGACUCCGCCCCCUCCCCCUCCCCCUCCGCCAAGCUGGCCAAUCACGCGGAGGAGCGGGCGGGCCGCGGCGCGGCCGGGGGCGGGGCCUACACGAACCCGCUGAGCGCGGGGUACGAGAGCGUGGACUCCCCCACGGGCAGCGAGACCUCCCUCACGCAGCACUCCAACGACACGGACUCCAACCACGAAUCGCAGGACGACAAGGCCGCCAGCAGCAGCAGCGGCAGCAGCAAGAGCUCUAGAACUGCAGGGCCCCGCCACGCCCAGAACGGCCUGGACCCCUCCACUGCCACCGCCAUUUUGUAACUCUACACAUUCAGCGUAUUUUUUUUUACACA
Messenger RNA from Conger conger (European conger), 1615 nucleotides. RefSeq names its product WT1 associated protein (gene wtap). The coding region runs from base 417 to 1583 and encodes 388 amino acids. The record is from RefSeq and is a predicted model, not a curated record. Gene Ontology annotation, cellular component: nucleus. NCBI's taxonomy places the organism in Eukaryota, Metazoa, Chordata, Actinopteri, Anguilliformes, Congridae. The transcript is spliced from 8 exons. Gene Ontology annotation, biological process: regulation of alternative mRNA splicing, via spliceosome.